Molecule: messenger RNA, 1237 nt
Organism: Phanerochaete carnosa HHB-10118-sp
Lineage: Eukaryota; Fungi; Basidiomycota; Agaricomycetes; Polyporales; Phanerochaetaceae
Exons: 6
Coding region: 44-1051 (335 amino acids)
Biological process (GO): mitochondrial electron transport, ubiquinol to cytochrome c
Molecular function (GO): heme binding; electron transfer activity
Source: RefSeq, a predicted model, not a curated record
UCCUCGUUCUUUACCACCAAAAUUCAUCUCCCUCGCCGCUAAAAUGCUCUCCAGGCUCCCUGCGGGAGUAUUAAAGAACGCCAGCAGCACUCUUGGUACUCGCUCGACUACCGUCGCGAACGUUGCCCGCGCUGGCCUGCGUGUUCGUCAUGCGUCCACCAAGUCGUCUGUGUCGUCUGCGUUUGAGUCCCUCUUGAACUCCCGCGCGACUCUGGCAGGUGCUACCGUCGCCGCUGUCGGCUCUGUGGCUUGGUACGCGCACCUCUAUGGAACACUGCCCUUCAUUGGCGAAGUCCAUGCCAACUCGCCAGCGGAAGACGGUCUUCACCCGCCCCACUACCCCUGGUCGCACCAGGGCUUGCUUGACACCUUCGACCACACCAGCAUUCGCCGCGGCUAUCAAGUCUACCGGGAGGUUUGCGCCGCCUGCCACUCGCUUGACCGUAUCGCUUGGCGCAACUUGGUUGGUGUCUCGCACACAGCUGAUGAGGUCAAGGCCAUGGCGGAGGAAAUCGAGUACGAGGAUGGCCCAGAUGACCAGGGCGAGAUGUUCCAGCGCCCCGGAAAGCUUUCUGACUACAUGCCUCCUCCCUACCCUAAUGAAGAGGCAGCCCGUGCCACCAACAGCGGUGCGCUCCCUCCGGACCUGAGUUUGAUCGUCAAGGCCCGUCAUGGCGGUCCUGACUAUAUUUACGCGCUCCUUACUGGCUACUGUGAUCCUCCGGCGGGCUUCGAGAUUCGUGACGACAUGAACUACAAUCCCUACUUCCCUGGCAAUGCCAUUUCUAUGGCGCGUGUUCUCUUCGAUGGCCUCGUUGAAUAUGAGGAUGGCACCCCGUCUACGACUUCCCAAAUGGCCAAGGAUGUUGUCACCUUCCUGCACUGGGCGUCUGAGCCCGAGCAUGACGAGCGGAAGAAGAUCGGUCUCAAGGCCGUUAUCCUCUUUUCUGCGCUGACUGCGAUCUCCUUGUACGUCAAGCGUCAUAAGUGGUCGUACAUUAAGACCAGGAAGAUCGUCUACACUCCUCCGACCGAUAUCAAGAAGCACUAGUUCUAGAUAUUGUAGAUAGCGUCGACAGCCUUUUCACCAUUGAAAUCGCAGAUUUUACGGCCUACGUGAAUUGCUAUCACAGGAGACCGUCGAGAUUUGCUCUGAGAACGCGGCUUAGUGGGCAUAAUGCGCAUAUGAGCCCGGAAGAUCUGCUAGGACUUUCGUAUAGAAAUUUCUGAAGUAAUG